AUGUCACCAUCAUCGUCAUCGACCAGUAGUAUUCCAAAGCCAUCAUUUAAAACUGAUGAAAUUAUUAAUAAUUCCUGGAAGAUAGUUAAAGACCUUGGAAGUGGUGGUUGUGGUAUUGUUUACGAAGUUGAACGUAUCUGUGGCACAAAUAUGGGAAUGCAUGCUGCAAUGAAAGCAGAAACAAUUGAUAAAAAUUAUUCUGAAACGCUUGCUGCUGAGGCAUUGGUAUUACGUCGUAUGCAAUGGUCAUCACAUUUCUGUCGAAUAUAUUUAGCCGGACGUCCGUCACCUAAUUGCAAUAUAAUUGUUAUGUCACUUGUUGGACGAUCACUUUCAUGGCUGCGACGUCAAAAUCCAUCGCAACGUUUUACGCUUUCUACGGCGAUACGUCUUGGCAUUCAAUGCCUUGAAGCAAUUAAAGAUUUACAUAGUAUUGGCAUCAUUCAUCGCGAUGUCAAAGGAUCAAAUUUUGCAAUUGGUCAAGGAAAUUUAUGUCGUACAGUACAUAUGAUUGAUUUUGGAUUUGCACGAUUUUAUCUAACGAGAGGCUUAGAUGGAAAUUUGCGCCAUCGAAGUCCAAGACAUAAAGCGCCAUAUUUGGGCACUGAUCGCUACUGUUCCGUUUUUGUGCAUAUGCGAAAAGAGCAAGGUAGACGAGAUGAUUUAUGGUCAUUUCUGUAUAUGCUUGUUGAAUUCAUCGUUGGUCAAUUGCCAUGGCGAUCUUCUCCUUAUAAAAAUCUUCUCUCAAAAAAGUUACAAAGUGAGGAAUAUUUGCUGAGAAACUGUCCGCUUGAAUUUUACGCUAUUUUUGAUCACAUUCGAUAUUUGAAUUAUUCCGCUCGACCAAAUUACGCAUUAAUUACACGUAAAUUAAGUGAAAUUUGUCAGCGAAAGCGUUAUGCGUUGGAUGAUCCAUACGAUUGGGAAGAAGGUGGAAGAUAUUAUGAAGAGAUUUGUUUACAAAAAGUUGACAAAACUAAAAUGAAAACAAAAACAAAAUGUAUUAUCGAUGAAAAUAAUGAUAAAUUAGCAAAAUUAAAAGUGGAUGAAAUCGAACAAAAUGGCAAACAACAAACGGAUGAAAUGCAAUCAAAUCAUAAAUUGCACGAUUUGGCUCAUAUUUCAUCAAUAAUACAAAAGGAUGAAAGUAUCAGAUUGUCAAACUUAAAUGAAUCAGAAAUACUUACCCACAACAAUGGCUUCCAAAAUUGUUCAACAGAAACUCACCCAAACUUUAUGCAUUAA
Molecule: messenger RNA, 1245 nt
Organism: Brugia malayi
Lineage: Eukaryota; Metazoa; Nematoda; Chromadorea; Rhabditida; Onchocercidae
Product: Protein kinase domain containing protein
Exons: 9
Coding region: 1-1245 (414 amino acids)
Biological process (GO): signal transduction; peptidyl-serine phosphorylation
Cellular component (GO): cytoplasm; nucleus
Molecular function (GO): protein serine/threonine kinase activity; ATP binding
Source: RefSeq, a predicted model, not a curated record